AUGGCACUCUACGGUGUCGACGGUGAGUAUGCCGGUUGGGUAUACAAGCAAGGAUCCCUUGUAAAGAACUGGAAAAAACGCUUUAUGGUACUGCAUGGACGACAAUUGACGUACUAUAAUACAGCAAAGGUGACACCAAUGGUCAAAGCGAAAGGAAGCUUCCAGGUUAUCACAGUGGAGCUAAGUACUGACAUUCAGAACGGACUACUGGUGCACGGUCGUGGCGGUCGCGUACUGAAGCUCUAUACGGCAUCGGCCGAGACUACUAGCACCUGGUAUAACAUGAUCUUGGAAGCUACUAUGGUAGCCCCACAGCAGUUCAUGUCGGCGCCUCCUGAUCGGCUUUCGACAUUAUCGACCAACAACACGCUCAAAUCCGUGAAUAGCGGAGGCCUAAACGACGAGACGGUGCUACGGAACCGCGUCGAGUCUUUGUCUUUGACUGAAGACAGUAUGGGACAGGUAACACACUCGGGCUGGCUUAAGAAGGAAGGCGCACGUGUUAAGAGCUGGAAACGCCGCUACUUUGUGCUGCGUGGAAACGCGCUGUCAUAUUUUGAUUCAGAAGACACGGGCGCGACGGCCAAGGGGCACGGCCAUGUGCGAGCUGUAGAAGUGAACGACACAGUAUUGAAGGGUCUGGACAUCACAUUUGACAAUGGACGAGUAUUGCGUGUUUCAGCGAAAGACAGUGAGGAGAUGGAAUUGUGGCUUUGCAAGCUGAGCGACGCCAUUGAGGCGGCUAACGCGGAACAGAACAAUGUACGGCAAUCGCUGGCGGUGCGUAAUUCUCUCCACUCGUUGUCAAUCCAUAGACCAUCGCCGACGAGGAUUAAUCAGCAAUAUCAGCAGCAACAAAGUAUGCAGCACAAUGGGAAGCGGCAUUCAAUAGCAGUUGUGCCGUCGAAGCCGAUGGGAAUAGUUGUCAAAGUGUCUGAAUUGCCGCAGCGUCACACUAUGUACGGGAAGCAGUCACAGCUGUCGUCGGGUGACUCGUGCAUCUCCUCUGGCCUGUCGUCACAGUUUUCGGCUUCCAGCUCAUACAACCACUCGAACUCCUUCCCCGAUGAUGCUGUUCCAGUGGCAAGACCGGUUGCGCACAUAGAUGGCGCUUUGAACUCACAGUCCUCAUCAGGCUCCACCUUAUUUGAUAGCGAUGACGAGUAUGACAGUGACGAUAGCGAAGGCGACUGGAUUUAG
This is a messenger RNA of Peronospora belbahrii, 1200 nucleotides long. The record is from the annotation of a GenBank genome assembly. Lineage: Eukaryota; Oomycota; Peronosporomycetes; Peronosporales; Peronosporaceae.